This is a messenger RNA of Zingiber officinale, 1127 nucleotides long. Its product is annotated as putative germin-like protein 2-2. Gene Ontology annotation, cellular component: cell wall. Gene Ontology annotation, molecular function: manganese ion binding. NCBI's taxonomy places the organism in Eukaryota, Viridiplantae, Streptophyta, Magnoliopsida, Zingiberales, Zingiberaceae. The record is from RefSeq and is a predicted model, not a curated record. The transcript has 2 exons. The coding region runs from base 143 to 934 and encodes 263 amino acids.
GGGUCGUAUUAAUUGGAAACUAUUGAUUUCUUGGGCAAGUAAUAAGAUAAGAGCAAGUAGUUACUCUGAUGAUUAAGGAGCAGGUGAAGACUGAGUAUGCAAUGCCUGCUUCUCCACUUAAUCUCUUCUCUCACGCUACCAAAUGAUAUCAGAUCAGAGCAAGAAUGCUUCAAGCCUGCUUCUCUCACCUCUAUAUAAACCUACUAAUGCAUUGCAUUCACCACCAGACGAGCGAGCUAGCUCAGUGAUACAGAUCAGAGGCAUGGCUGUUAAGCUGCUCAUCGCACUCCUUGCCUUGGCUUCCCUUCAUGCUGUAUUGGCUUCAGAUCCUAGUCCCCUCCAGGACUUUUGCGUUGCCGAUGACAACCCCAAAGUGUUCGUCAAUGGCGCGAUAUGCAAGAACAUGAACGACGUCACAGCCAACGACUUCUACACUUCUGGCCUCGACAAGCCUGGCAACACUGUCAAUGAUGUUGGCUCCAAUGUCACCGCCAUCAACGUGAAUAAGAUCCCUGGGCUGAACACCCUCGGCAUCUCCUUGGUUCGCAUUGAUUAUGCACCAAAUGGGCUCAACCCUCCUCACACCCACCCUCGAGCCACUGAGAUCCUCGUUGUGCUAGAAGGAGAACUCUAUGUGGGCUUUGUGACAUCCAAUAUCGGCCAAACCAACCGCCUCUUCACCAAGAAUUUGAAGAAGGGUGACGUCUUUGUAUUCCCCCAAGGCCUCAUCCACUUCCAACUCAACACAGGCAAGUGCAACACAAUUGCACUCGCCGGUCUCAGCAGUCAAAACCCGGGGGUCAUUACCAUCGCCAAAGCUGUGUUCGGAUCGACACCACCCAUCUCCGAUGAUGUGCUCGCAAAGGCUUUUCAGGUGGACAAACACCUCGUUGACUGGCUCCAAGCUCAACAAUGGACGGACAACAAUAACUAGCCAGCCAGUGAACUAUUUUCAUGCAUUGAUUGUAUUACAAGCCAUUGUGUGUCCUUUAUAUCUUAAAAUUCAUAGUUAAAAUGGUUAAUUUGAUAUAUGAAAUGAAUAAAAGAAGGGAAAAGAAACAACAUUUAUCUAUGAAUACAAAGCUGCAAUUCAACGUGAGCAUUAUCUUGUGUGAUGCAUCUUUUGU